CCACAGCUCUGGGAAGGGGAGAGGACAUUGACACACACACACACACACACACACACACACACAUAGACACUGGAGCAAGGAAGAUUCCUCAAUCAGCCACCCACAGAAUUCAUGAGCAUUGCUGAGCGUAACUGGCCUAAGAGGACGGGAGCAGAGAUUUCGAUUUUCACGCAGAUUGGGGGAGUUACAUAAUUUCAGCGCUUAUGAAAAGAGAGACUAUUUGAAACAAACACCAAACAGCUGAGAAAAGUUCCACUCUGAGAUUGUCAUCAUGAAGUUACGUGUGGCACAAUUUUUUGCUGGGCUCUUUGGUGCCUUGGCAACUCUAUUAAUUCUCUUAUCAUUAGGUGACUAUUGGCUCUUGGCAUCAGAGACCUGCAAGCCACAUUCAGAUGGACCGAGCACUUUGGAGCGAGGUGAUGUGCUGGUCAACCACGGCUCAUUACAGGAGAGUGAUGGCCAUAAUAUUACCUUUUACCAUGAGGGUUUCAUGUGGCGCUGUACCUUUGAUGACAAAAUGGAGGAGGACAACCUGUGGGAGUUUUGGUUCGAACAGGAAGGUAUGCAUGUAAAGGUAUGCACACCUGCAUAUCUUCUUCCCUUUCCAAUCCCCGACGAGACCUACAACACCACUAGCUAUACAUCUGCAAUAAUCUACAGAGGCUUCUGGAGUGUCUCCAUGUUGAUAGGUGUGGCCACUGUGAUUGUGGGUGGCUUCAUUAUCAUUUGUGCAGCUCCAUUUGCCAGUCAUCGCCUUUAUAAAGCAGGGGGUGCACUCUACCUCAUUUCUGGUUUCUUCCUUCUUGUUGUGUCUGUAAUGUAUGUUAUCUGGCUUGAGAUUUUGGACGUGAUGAGCUUGUAUGUGGAUUAUCAGAGGUCUAAUAGGUGCUCAGACUUUGAGCUCAAUUGGAGUUAUGGCCUCUCUUUCAUGUUUGCUCCUGUGGCCGUGUUCUUCUGUCUACUGACUGGUCUUCUCUUCCUUGUGAUUGGCCGUACAGUCCAACAGAAUUACCACUGAACCCAAAGAUGAUAUUUGACAUUGAAAACAGAGGAAUAAAAUGUUAUCUUCAGAAAACAUGUCUAGCAUUGAAAGAAAACAGGUUUGCCCUCUUUACAGUUCAUGACCUUAAAACUCUGAAGUUACAUUAGAUUUAUCACAGGCUGGGGUAAAGAUAUAAUAGUUUGAUUUGAAUUUACCUUUGAAUUCUGCACAUCUUGCUUUAAUAUGUUGCCUUUCCGUGUGCUGUGAGCAGUACUGUAAACAUGGAUCAUGGAUGGUUUGGGAUCACCUCAUGUAUGUGUGAGUUUUUGUGUGAGUGUAGUAUUGCACAAAGCAUUAUAAAUAUGUCUAUUAUGAACUGCUGCAUUUUUAUUUUUUAUUUUUUUAUAAUGCCUGGAUUGGAAAAACAUAACCAACGUGUAUUAUAUGUAGACUUCAUUGUGCCUGCUGGAACUUUGUUAAUUAUAACAUGUUUAGCACUUUGCGUUUUAAUAGUUAAUUUAAACAGACAGUUCACCCAAAAAUUUUAUCAUUUUUUACUCACCCUCAUGAUAUCCCAGGUGUGUAUAACUUUCUUUCUUCACUAGAAUACAUUUGAAGAAAAAUAGAAAAAUAUCU
Molecule: messenger RNA, 1618 nt
Organism: Myxocyprinus asiaticus (Chinese sucker)
Lineage: Eukaryota; Metazoa; Chordata; Actinopteri; Cypriniformes; Catostomidae
Gene: tmem182a
Product: transmembrane protein 182a
Exons: 5
Coding region: 272-1018 (248 amino acids)
Cellular component (GO): membrane
Source: RefSeq, a predicted model, not a curated record